Messenger RNA from Hypoxylon fragiforme, 1585 nucleotides. RefSeq names its product putative O-methyltransferase. Gene Ontology annotation, molecular function: O-methyltransferase activity. The transcript is spliced from 5 exons. The record is from RefSeq and is a predicted model, not a curated record. Bases 1 to 1230 code for a protein of 409 amino acids. NCBI's taxonomy places the organism in Eukaryota, Fungi, Ascomycota, Sordariomycetes, Xylariales, Hypoxylaceae.
AUGGCCUCUAAUCCAGAUCAGACGAUAACCAUUAUCGAGAAGCUCAACGGCCUCAGAUCGAGGCUUUCCUCGGGAGGAGAUACCCAUGCCCAGAGCGAGGCCCUGCAAUUAAGCAGACAGUUGACCACAAGCCUCGAGAAGCCAGAGAAUACUGCUGUGGACUUGGCCUUCUCGCCAUUCCUUGCCAUAGCCGCAAGAAUCUCCGUCGACCUCGGGCUAUUCAAGCACAUCAUCGACCACGAUGGCCCUAUCACCUCAGAGAAGCUCGCCUACCUGUCAGGCGGCGAGGAACUGCUGAUAAACUUUGACACUUCGCUAGUAAGGGUCUUGAGACCUCUGGCGGCAAUAGGCUUCGUCAAAGAAGCGGGAGAGCGAACCUGGGAGGCCACGCCGGUCACGGAGGCUAUGGCUACGGAAGAGAUCGCUGCAGGGCAUAGGAUGGUCGGAGAAAUGAUAGUAGGCGCCGCAACCAAAGCCCCCAAAUGGCUGAGAGAAACCGGGUACCGCUGCCCGACGGACCCGCACGACGGCCUCAUGCAGUACGCCUUCCAGACGAAGCUCGCCGUCUUCCAGCUCUUCGGCUCCAUGCCGCCCGUCCUCGAGGACUUCCACACCUUCAUGGGCAACACGAUGGGCGCGCGCAGCUACUGGGUGGAUUGGUUUCCCGUGCAGGAGAGGCUCCUCGAUGGCGCGGAGGAGGAGGAGGGGGAGGAGGAGAAUGAGGCGGCUUUGAUGGUUGAUGUUGGUGCGGGGAAGGGACAUGAUUUGCUUGUGUUCCAUGAGAAGUACCCGGGGAGGGGGCGCCUGGUGCUGCAGGACUUGGCUGUGGUGACGGAUGCGCUGGGGUAUUGCCUGGACCCGGCUAUCGAGAGGAUGGAGUAUGAUUUCUUUACGGAGCAGCCCGUGAAAGGCGCGCGCGCAUAUUUCUACCACCACAUCCUGCACGACUGGUCCGACACGAAGUGCCUCGAGAUCCUCGGACAGGUCAAGAAGGCGAUGAGGCCAGGCUACUCGAAGCUCCUGCUCCACGAAAUGAUCAUCCCGGAACAGGGCGCGUCUGCUUUCCACGCGAUGCUCGACAUGACCAUGAUGGCCUUCAACGCGGGCAUGGAGCGGUCCGCGAGGCAGUGGACGGAGUUGCUGGAAAUGGCCGGCCUCGAGGUCGUCAAGGUCUGGCCGCCCUUGCAGGAGGAUGCGGAUGGGAUUGUGGAGGCGAUGGUGAUGGCGUAGAGGAUGUUGCUUGGCUAGGUAUAUGAUGUGUCGUAUUAUUCUCGCUGGCAAUUGGUGCCCAAAUACUCGUACUAAGCAGUGUAACAAGUCGUGGAUACUAAGAGAUGUUAACCCUCCUGAAUUCUCAUUAAUACCGACCGUUACACCGAAAUCAAGUUCAAUCUCGUCCGGAUGGUUCCUCGAUGCGCGGAUAUUGUAUUUCUAUCAAGCAGCUAGUUAGUCAGUCAAGCACAUAUAGCCCCCCAAGCAUCUAUGGAGCCUACGGCCGUGUUGGUGAGUAACUAUUCCAUCACACGGCUCAGCCCAAGUCGUAAUGCGUGCGUACUUUGAUGAACCACGACUGUUACCGCAGAGU